UGGCCGGUUAGCGGUACUGAACAUCCAGCAGGAGUCUCUCUCUCUGCGUUGAGAGAGCCAGCAGCAGCAGCAGCAGCAGCAGCAGUAGUUCUCCUCAGCUCCGCCGACUGGAGGGAUGUGACCCCGGAACAGGACGCCCUCCUACAACAACACACCAUUCAAACACACAGCAGAGAAGAAAAGAAAAGCUGGACCAGGAGGGAGCCACAGGAGCAGGGGGGAUGAACCGCGAGGAGGCCCCGGGGAAGUCUCCUGAAGACAUGUACAUCCAACAGAAAGUGCGGGUCCUGCUCAUGCUAAAGAAAAUGGGAUCAAAUCUUACGCCCAGUGAAGAGGCUUUUCUCCGGAAUUACGCAGGUGUGGUCCACAGUCAGAUGAGUCAGCUACCACAGCACAACAUAGACCAGGGUGCAGAGGACGUGGUGAUGGCGUUCUCACGGUCAGAGACGGAGGAUCGGAGACAGUGACCCUGGGCCCCGCUCCCACUGCAUCCCUCCCCGCCCCCCGUCCCGCCCCGCACGUGAUCCACAGCGACUCCACAAACGCGACACUGAUGAGCUCAGGAGAGGAGGGGGCGCCCGGGAGGGACAGAAGAGGAGGGGAAGAGACACCAGGAGGUGGCUGCCUCGCUCUCCCCCCCCCCUCCCAGCCUCUUCCAUCCCCGACUCCUCCUCGUACCAGCUGGCACACCAUUACCUGAGAUGCACUCCAGUGCUUCACUGUGGGCUGAAGCCUCGGCAACAAGGCAGUCGGUGAAAACACUCGCAGAUUGUGUGGAUGAAUAUCAAAUGUAGUUUUCUUUUUUUUUUUGUGGGUGGGUUUAUUUUGUAUUAUUUUGUCUGUGUUGAGACGUUAGGCAGUGUUACGUGUUAUAUCUGCUGUGGCUACCGGAGGAAGUGACCAGUCAGCAGCUGAUUGAAGCAAAGAGAAAUAUAGUUUUGGUCAAGCAGCGAGUGUGAUGAUUGAUCAUGUUAGGGGAGAGAUUUUUUAAUUAUUUCUGCUUACCCUAAUGGGGCUGAAAUUUGUUUUUGAUUUAGCUGUUGUGUUAUAAAGGCUUUUGUAUUCUGUCACACAAGGGGCCUCAUUUAUAAACACAUGGUGUGUAUAAAAAGAGGCGUGAAAGAUGGCCAUCUCCCACGCAGAUGAUUCUGGAGAGCGUCGACACAUCUGCUAGAAUCUGCAUGCUGAAGGCAAAGUAGUCAAAUAAGAUAUUUAUAACUCUUCUCAGACAAUUAAAAGGUGCAGUGCGUCGGAUCUGGAGGCGUCUUCGGUUUGUCCGUUCUGGGCUACUGUAGAAACAUGGCAGCGCCCGCUCCGUAUGUCGAUUUUUGGUGCCUUCAAAUGCGGUCGUGUUUACCGUGUUCACGAUUUGAGUCCAUAUGAACGAAACCCCCGCCCCCAACCUCCCUCUCUUAAUGUAUUCACGACAUCGUAAGUGGAAGUUGUGACGUGUUUGUUGACGUUGUCAGAAAUGGCGGAGGCCAUGGAAGUUAAUUUUUCGGCGCAUAAUAAGUGAAUAUAUUGUAAUUUUAGUCGUAUAUUAUUUUCUUCAUAAUUUUAUAAUAUGUCUGAGGAAAAUGUUGAUAUUCCCAACGGCCCCAUCUUUUUCCUCUGUCAUGCAUUUAUUGAAUUAUGUUGCCCACUUGCUAGCUUACCAAAUUGUUGGCCUCUGUGGCUUCGAGACGCCGACAGUAACGCUAAUAUUUCUGUUGCUCAGCAGCGGCGCUCUUCACGACUUAACCACUUGUGUACCUGACUUCCCACGUUGUAAACACAAGCAAUUUGAAGGCACCAAUAAACGGCUCAUUCUAAGGUAACGAAAACACAACAGUUUUUUAUUUUCAGGUGGUGAUAAACUAAAAGAAAACAUAGUUAUUAAUAUUAUAUUACAUUUCUGCCAACAGAUCCUCCUAAAUGUUCCACACUGUUCCUUUUGAUUUCAUUUCAUAUCAAAUUCUGGGCUGUUUAUUUAUCACCUCCUUGCAGCAGGAAGUCAGUUGUAGACGCUCAUCAAGUCCAGUGAGCUCCGGUGACCUCUGACCUCUGGCUUUUUCUUUACCUCUACUUUUUAUUAAUUAGAAUAAUUUGACUUUCUGAUGAUGCAGCGCUCACUGCUGCCGCGACUCGCUGAUUGUCUGUUAUUGGUCAAACCAGAAAUACUAACAAACACCAAACGGUUAAAUCUGACUCAAGAUCUCUUUUGUCCACAUCCAAAUAUUAGAGUGACAGGCUGAUUGAUGUGUGUGUUGACACUCACAACAGGCCUGUCAUUAAUCACGUCAUGUUUAAUUAUGGGAGUUAACCGGGCAGGACGGCGAGGCCGGUGACCCGACCGCGAGGGUAUUUUUGCAGUUUUCUCCUCGACGAAAUCUACGCAGCGUUUUCUAAAUGAGGCCCCUCUUGUUCUUCUGCUGCUUUAUUUUGAACAAUAGGCUGUUGAGAGUGCAACAACGCUUUUCCUCUCGAGGGAAGGUGUACGAAUUAAAGACACUAGCAGAUGUAAUCACACGAAACACAGGUGUACACAUUCUCCCCCAAACAAACACUGGUUUUGGGUUCUUGUGACAUGUAAAACCUUUUUUUUUUAUUGUACAGAUAGUUGGGGAAAAUACAAUAAUGAAUCGAUUGUGCCAAUUGUAUUUUUUGUUUUGUUUUUUUUAUCUGUAAGAUAACAUUAACAUAAUGAUUUAAAUUGAUAAGAGACGAGCUGUAGUUGUAAUUUAUUGUUUACUGAAUUGACGUCCUCGAACGCAUCGUUAAAGAUGGAGAACCAGUAGAUAGUUUCAUCCGCAGUGGCUCUUUUGUUCACACUAAAAAUCACACAAACUCUAAUUUCUAACUACCUGUACGAAGCCAAACGUAAGAGCUGUGUGCUGUUUCUGACUGUACUGUAUCUCUUGCACUAUUAUCAAUGGGAUAUUUUCAACAAAAAAAAAAUACAUUUUGAUAUUUAGGGCAGAGAUUUUAUGUUUGGUUUAAUGGAUAAAAAAACAACUUUGUAACCACGUUUUUAUUCCUUCAAAAAGUAUCUGUGUUAAUUGACUGGACUGGAAUAGCUCAAAUGGAUAUUUGUUAACAACCGACAUGUUUUUCUAGUGACAUGCUCAAUAUUUAAUGUGUUUUAAGUACAGUUUGUUAACUUGUAUAACUUUAAAAUGACUGUAACGUAAUGUUUUGAAGCCAAGCAUGUCCGCCUCGUGGUUUAUAAUGUUCAUUCGGCCGAGGAUCUUCGACGCCUCGGCAACAUUGACCAUCGUUUGUACAUUCUUGACGUUUAAAGAAAUGUUUCAGAAAAAAAAAAUCGUUUUUUCUUUUUGUAUGGGUAAAGUGUUAUUAUCCAUUAUUUGUUGUUGGCAAUAACUUCUAUUUGAAUGUCCUCAGCAAUCAUUGCGAUGUAAUCAGCCAACAGAUCUAUCACGCUGUCCGCCUAUGACGAAGACAUUUGUCUUUUUUAUGUUUACUUUUGUUUUAAAACAUUCUUUAUUUGUCUAUGCAUUGUUUUCUCUCUCUCUCUCUCUAAAAGGCGUCUUACUGUACAUUUUACCUAUCAGGGUUGUUCUGCAGCCUUCGUUCAAGUUGUGGAUGAAUGUGUGUUUGAGUGUGCGUGUGUGUGUGUAUGAUCAUUGAACUACCGGUUUUGAUUUUCAGCAUGCUGUUGAGUUCGACUACGAUCGAUGUAUCUUUUUACUGUGAUGACCUGACGUUGCCUAAUUGUCCUUUUUUUUUUUGUGUUGCUUUUGUAUUUUAUUUUCCUCUCAGUCGACAUUGAUUAGUUGGUUUUCGUUUUGUAUGGCUGCUGACCAUGUCUUGACUUAAUGCUUCCAAAAUCCUAUACCAACUGAACCAUUAAAGAUAUUUUAAACAGUGAAAA
Messenger RNA from Sebastes umbrosus (honeycomb rockfish), 3871 nucleotides. RefSeq names its product catenin, beta interacting protein 1 (gene ctnnbip1). Gene Ontology annotation, molecular function: beta-catenin binding. Gene Ontology annotation, cellular component: nucleus; beta-catenin destruction complex; cytosol. The transcript has 4 exons. Gene Ontology annotation, biological process: negative regulation of Wnt signaling pathway. Bases 222 to 467 code for a protein of 81 amino acids. The record is from RefSeq and is a predicted model, not a curated record. NCBI's taxonomy places the organism in Eukaryota, Metazoa, Chordata, Actinopteri, Perciformes, Sebastidae.